Molecule: messenger RNA, 2673 nt
Organism: Exophiala mesophila
Lineage: Eukaryota; Fungi; Ascomycota; Eurotiomycetes; Chaetothyriales; Herpotrichiellaceae
Exons: 2
Coding region: 674-1471 (265 amino acids)
Biological process (GO): regulation of transcription by RNA polymerase II
Molecular function (GO): DNA-binding transcription factor activity, RNA polymerase II-specific; RNA polymerase II cis-regulatory region sequence-specific DNA binding
Source: RefSeq, a predicted model, not a curated record
CUGGCUUCUUUUGUAAGUACAAUAUCAAUCCCCUUCCUCACGAGCCCCUGCCCACGAAGGAUGAAGGACCAUUCUUGACAGAGGCUCACCACACUGUUCCACCAUUUGCAUUACUGCCUAUCUAUUCGACGCCCAAAGCCUGGUUGCUUUGCUGCCCUUUCCAUGGCCACGCAAAUGAGUCUUCCUCCUAGCCCUCUGAGAGCGUAAUUAACCGGCAGGUUGGACAAGCAUCCGUGGCUCCAAGACAGGCGAUCCUGGUCGAUCGCUUAUGCUUCGGCCUCUGCAAUGAUUUUUUAAAAACGUGGCCGCUCCUGCUCCUGGCCAGCUGCGGAUCUUGACGCAUUCGACCCGUGCUUGUGUUGUUCACGGCUAACAUCAGCUUCUUCAGUAUCACAAUCCGCUUAGUACAAUUUCAACUCACUCCGUUGUCACUUUCUGCUCCCGCUGUCUCGGCAGGUCUCGCCGCCGUCAGAGCUGAGACCUAUUGCUCCACCCCAGCGCCGCCGCACCCUAGGCCAAUCUUUACCACUCGACUGUUUCGAUCAAAUCUCUGAGGAACGGCAAUUGCCAAUCUACUGGAUUCCUUGUCCCUCAACCGAUCCAAACCCGGGCUUCUGCACCAAGAAUCCUUUCUUGAUUUGCAGAUAAAGCUACGACUCACGCGAUUGAGACCAUGUCUACUCGAAGUAUGGACCCGUACUACGAGUCACGUCACCAUCGCCAGACAUCGUCCUGGGCGCCAUCACAAUAUUCGGAUAUGCUGCAGUCUUACGAACCACAACCGCGCCCUCAAUACGCAUCUCUGCCGCAAUUGACACCCUCGAGACCGAAUUCCAGCUUGCCGCCCUUGCGUGAUCUGACCAUUGGUCCCGAUCCAAACUACCCUCCUCCGGCAGGAAUAUACUCACAUUCUUAUGCACCGUCGGGGUCAACAAGCACUUCGAUCGAAUCUGGAUCUUAUCCAAAUGAUCGGGCAUAUUACGAAACGAACCAAAGGUACGGGCAAGAUCAUCCACCGACGAAUCGACCACAGCCACCGCCGGUAUCGCCGGAUUACUAUCGAUACCCUUCGGGCACCAUCCCGUAUCAAGCCCCGUCCUAUGGAUCAAUAGAUUACUCCAACGGAUCAUUGAUCUCACCACACCCAUCAUCGCCAUCAAUAACCGACGCAGAUAGCAGAAACAGGAGACGAAGGGGCAACCUGCCUAAACCUAUAACCGAUAUCCUUCGGACAUGGUUCCAUGAUCAUCUGGAUCAUCCAUACCCGACUGAGGAGGACAAGCAAGCCUUUGUGUCUCAAACAGGACUCACUAUGAACCAGGUUAGUAAUUGGUUUAUCAAUGCCCGGAGGCGGCAAUUACCAGCUCUACGGCAAGCUCGUGACCGAGUCGCCCAGCCUGCGACGGCGGACUAUGACUCGGACCAACUACAUCGAGCUCAUCACCAUCACCACCUUCACAGGCACCACUAGAGCCAUGUGCUUGUCCGUAAGCCAGCCUGAGAAGGUGGCCUGCGGUACAAUUUUCGGGUUUCCGUUGUCUUGACGGAACAGUUCUAUUCCACGACCGAUUCUUGGGUUUACGACUUUGCUACAUGAUUUUUGUCAUCUACGCUUGGCUAGGGGAGGGGAGGGGCCCUACUUAGUGCUCGGGGUCACGACUUUCCGAGUCCAGUGAGGAUUGCAAGCGACCGGGGCUCUUUGUUCUUACUGGACACGUGAGGGAUUACUGCAUUGGGAUUCGGGGUACACAUCUUUGGGCGAUCAGAUAGCCGGCCAUAAAACGUUUUUGCUAGUCAGACGUGACCUUGAGUCAAAUCAUUAUGGAAUCUCGGUCCGAACACCGUCUAGUAUGGUGCCUGUCUGGUCUCUGUCUGUGGUGGCCUGCCAACCAGGACCCUGACUAUCUCUGCAGACUGGGGAUUCGCGUCCUGAGUGCAGCGCAGGAGCAGGCAGAGCAGGCAUGGUGGUCCACCCCCGCCUACCUCCGUAGAUCUACCCAAAGGCCACUCAUACUAGCUGCGGACCCACGGCCGAAGGGCCAAGGCAUGUCAUCUGGGGUGAUUGCUCAGGGACGAUUGAUCAUCCGUGACAAUCAGUGGCACGGGGAUGGCACGUUGUCUGGCAGCAAUGACGCAGCACUGGGGGAAUUUAAUGCCUUGUCAUGGUCACCGAGAUUGUGACAUUUCUUCAUCGGUGAUACGCAUCGUUCGCCGGCCCCUCUUGUUGGCGUGGACCACUCAGGCUUGGCUUGAAUGACGGAUUUCGGAGAUGGGCCUCCAAAACAAGUGUACAGGUGUCCCCAAACUAAGUAGUAAAGAAGGCCGCAGCAGCCUUGACUUUGCUAUUAUGGCCGAUCUAAAAUGUGGAAAAGGUAUCGAGUGGACGCACGGGGCUAAAGUGACUGUUUGUCUUGGCUUUCCCUUCGUGGAAUUUAUUUGGGGUCAUUGCAUCUGACUACGACCGCCGUCAAUGAUAGUUGAUUUUACUAGAAUCCGUCAGCAGUACUAUCGAGCAUGUGUGUGGUCAGAUGAUGAAGGAUCAGGCUACAGAUAUUCAACUCACUUGAAAGUAAUGGUUAGUGUGGUUGCGCUAUUGGCAACACAUGUUAAACCGGUCGAGCUAGUCUCGGUUUCACGGCAAUCGUGUGAAGGAAGCGAGCUGUUGACCCCAGG